AUGACAAAUAAUCAUCCCUCGAGGCCACGUGGCAAGCUCCCAGCUCCAAAACUUGGCGGGUGCUUAUGUCACCUAAAACCCCAUAGAGGGGCACUUUCGUCAUUUCAUAAAAAAACUGCCCUCUUUCCCUCCAUCCUCGGCUCCUCCCCAAAACCCCAAUCGCUAGGGUUUAUUUGCUCUUUCCUUAUCCCCUCCACCGCGCGCCUUACUACAAAUUCUCCUCUGCCGCCAGACCCAAAAAGAGACCGGAGCGUCGCAGACCACAGACGAGAGACAUCCUCUGUUGUCGGUUUUCCUCCCACCUCCGUUAAUUUCUCUUGCUCUGUCGCCAUAGCCAUUGUUCUUCCCCCUCCCUCUCCAAACUCUUUUUGUUCUGUUUCUCUGUUCUCACGAUCGCCCUGCAUGCAAGUAAUCGCAAGCUCGUCUUCACCGAGAGAGAAUUUGUUGUGUGCUAUGGAUCCCGACAUGGAGAAAUCUGGGGGCAGCGUUGAGGAAGACUGUGGGGAGAAGAAGGUUUGCUGCGACUGUAAGACUACAAGGACUCCUCUGUGGAGAAGCGGACCCGCCGGCCCAAAGUCGCUGUGCAACGCUUGUGGAAUCAGGUUCAGGAAGCGGAGAAGAGCUAUGGAAGACCCCACCGCCAAGAAACGAGCCACACCGCUGCCCUCCCCGCCACAGAUAGCCUCUUCCUCCGCGGCUGCCACAAGUACCAGCGAGUCGACCACCACAGCCGACACCGCCAAAUCUUCCUCUGUGGCGACCGUAUCUGCCCGCAGUAACAGCAGUAGUAGUACCAUCUCCGCCGCCGGCCCAGUGAAGGUCAGAGUGGUUUAUUCCGGCAAGAGAGGAGGGAUGAUGGUCCCAAGAUCACCCCCGUCCGUUGCGCGGCAGCAGCCGCAUCCCUCAGAGGUGGUGGUGAAGAAGCAGAGCUGCCAAAGGAGGAGAAGGAAGCUGGCGGAAGAAGAACAAGCUGCUUUCGUCUUAAUGGCUCUCUCUUGCGGCGCAGUAUUUGCCUAGGCGAAAAGAAAGGGGAUGACCUAAACAUUGAAGUUCGCAAAAUAAACCUAGAGGGAAGGGGAAAACCACCACCAAAGGCGGCGGUUUUUCAGUUUUUGGUGACUUUUUGAUGAUGAUGUUCUGUUUGUUUGUCCCGCGUUUGAGGAAAUUAGGGGAUAGGAGGAUUUGGGAGAGUAUGUAAUGUAACUAGAUAUAAGACAAUUCACAAUAGUAGCUGUAGCGGUGAUAGUAGUAGUUGACUUAAGAGGGGUUUGGGUUUAAUCUUGUGCGAAAUUUUGGGGACUUUAUGUGUAAAGAAGAAUUUUUUGGUAUCAAAGUCGUAGUAUCUAU
Molecule: messenger RNA, 1347 nt
Organism: Linum tenue
Lineage: Eukaryota; Viridiplantae; Streptophyta; Magnoliopsida; Malpighiales; Linaceae
Source: the annotation of a GenBank genome assembly